This is a messenger RNA of Zonotrichia leucophrys gambelii, 1221 nucleotides long. RefSeq names its product apolipoprotein O like (gene APOOL). Bases 59 to 901 code for a protein of 280 amino acids. Gene Ontology annotation, biological process: cristae formation. Gene Ontology annotation, cellular component: MICOS complex. The transcript has 9 exons. NCBI's taxonomy places the organism in Eukaryota, Metazoa, Chordata, Aves, Passeriformes, Passerellidae. The record is from RefSeq and is a predicted model, not a curated record.
AGAAUCUGUAUUUUUGAUUGUUGAUAAGAUUCCAAGACUUUGAAGCAGAUUGUUUGAAAUGCAAAGAAUUAAAGCCAAAAUUACUCAGGUGGCAAAGCUGGCAGCUGUUUCUUCUGGGCUGCCAUUGAUAUGUAUUACUGUAUAUGCAGCAACAGAAAAGGAGUCAAAAAGUCAGCUGGUGAAGCCAGACAAGCUGCCCAUUUACAGCGCCCCCCCGCUGACGUCGCGCUACAUCGAGGAGCAGCCGGGGCCCCUGCAGCAGCAGCUGACGGCUCUGCGGAGCACGACCGGCCGCUACUUCGGCUGGUGCCAGAGUGUCUAUAACUUUAUUAAAAAUGGAAUAACGGAUUCAAUUCAGUUUGGAAAAGAUGCUUAUGUUUACCUGGACAACCCCCCCCCGGAGUUCUUUCCCAAAGCCGCUGUGAUCACGGUGUCAGGCCUGGCUGGUGCAGCGCUGGCAAGGAGAGGUUCUAGAUUUAAGAAAAUUGCUUAUCCAUUGGGACUUACUGCUGUAGGAUAUGCUGUUUGUUACCCAGCUCAGGCAGUGGUCAUUGCCAAGGUAACAGGGAAAAAGUUACAUUAUGCAAGUCACCAGACCUACAAGGCUGUGAGGUCACUGUGGGCAGACAAGGAAACUGCCACCAAGCUGCAGCAAGAGUCAAAACCAAUUAUGCAAGAAGAUAAGAAAAAGAAGGGAAUUUCUAGUGCCAAACCUGAGUCUGCUGUUGAGUCAGGAUCAUUUAACAGAACUGAAUCUUCCCCAGUAAAGUGUCGGAGUAAUGAAAAUCCAGUGCCUUCAUCAGGAACAGUGAAGAAAUCAAAAUUUAAGCCUGACCCAAAACUUGCAGACCAUGGCCAGUCCAACCCAGAAGAUGUGGACAUGUACAGCACCAGGAGCUAAGCCAAGUCUGCUUUACAAAAUGCAAAAUGUUACAGAUAAGGGGGAGGGAAGAAGGGAAAGAAUAAUCUUUACAAUGCAUACUCUGUGAGGUAUAAUUUCAUCAGAUAUUUUCUUAUCUCCAAUUUGUAUUAUUGACUUACAUGAUUCUGUUUAGUGCUUAUUUUGUUCCUGACUCCAUAUAAGCAGUGGGAAUUCACUCAGUGUCAUUAGUGAGACACUGAGAAAACAAGAUUUGUCAGUGUCUUCUCCCAGUGGGGCUUCUCUGUGCCAAACUUGCUAAUAAAUGUCACUUCACAAAGGAUAUUUGAAAAUGCAAACGU